Molecule: messenger RNA, 1302 nt
Organism: Fibroporia radiculosa
Lineage: Eukaryota; Fungi; Basidiomycota; Agaricomycetes; Polyporales; Fibroporiaceae
Exons: 3
Coding region: 1-1302 (433 amino acids)
Biological process (GO): regulation of transcription by RNA polymerase II
Cellular component (GO): nucleus
Molecular function (GO): DNA-binding transcription factor activity, RNA polymerase II-specific; RNA polymerase II cis-regulatory region sequence-specific DNA binding
Source: RefSeq, a predicted model, not a curated record
AUGCCAUUUGCGAUACCUUCCUGCCUGCCCUCCUAUCAAACCCGUGGCUCUCGAGUCAACUCCCCUUUCGUCCACUCGACGCAGUCUUCACCCCUUCGGCUCUCUUCACAGCAUGCCUGCGGAACGCACCCGAAAGUCAAAGCGCUCCUCCAAGCAAGGUAUGAUAAGCCCCCCAUCCUCUCGCGCCCAGAGCAUUCCACUGACGACCCACCCGCAGACGAUCAAGUGACGCAGGAGCCCAACGCGUCGCCGCCCCAGACGAUCUCGUUUGCCACCAACCUGACGCCUGGGACGUUCAACCAGCCUGCUUCCCGCGCAAAGCGUGUGGCGGAGCGCAGACUCUUCCCUACUCCGCCUCCCUCGUCUACCGCUUCCCAAACAGGGAAACGGCGGAACACCCACGCAAAGAAGAAGCCUGAGGAUCACAUCCCCCGCCCUCCGAACGCUUUCAUUCUUUUUCGCUCGGCGUUCAUCAGGAAUAACCACAUCACCACAGACAUUGAGACUGACCAUAGCACCUUGUCGAAGAUCAUUGGGCUUACCUGGCGCAAACUCCCGCAAGCGGAACGAGAUGCAUGGUUUGAUGAUGCCAGGGAGAAACUUGAGGAACAUAUGGUCAAGCACCCCAACUAUGUGUUCAGGCCCGUUCACGACAAGGAGAAGGCGAGCGAAAAGCGUAAAGUCCGAGAGGUAGGCCUCAAAGACACGAAACGCUGCACCAAGAUCGCCGACCUCCUUAUUGAUGGCAAGAGGGGCGCUGAGCUUGGCGCAGCGGUCCACGAAUUCGAUCGCCACCACGUCCCAGAGGUAGUAACGCGAUUCGAAGCGCCGCUCACCGCUCGUGCCUAUCGUCGAUCUGUGUCUGAGCCCGCAGCAGAUGAGCCUUCGUCGGGCUUUGUUGUCCCGCUGCCGUCUGGCAAGUCUGGCAAGGCCCGUGCGUCCACGGCGCAGCCGGAAAUGCGCAUCGCCACAGCCUCCCCACAGUGGUCCGAACCAUCGCUCUUCGAGAGCGAAUCUUUCAGUCAGAGCGACGCCUAUAGCUCUCCUUCCACUCCCUUCACCACGUCACAGGACAUCUACACGGGAUCUCCGUCCACCUCUCCUUUUGACUUUGGCACAUUCACUUUCCAGGAGUGCACGUCGGCGUCGGGCGAGUCUUAUGACCCUCUACACCUACGCCCCGUCCCUUUCUGGCGUCGAACCGUCUCUUUCGGUCGACACAUCUUGCAUGGGAAUGGGCGGCUGGACGUCUUCACCCUCUCCUAUCUCGUCGAGCAUGCCGGGUACGCCUGGUUCGCAUGA